Cucurbita pepo subsp. pepo (vegetable marrow) is the source of this 2365-nucleotide messenger RNA. NCBI's taxonomy places the organism in Eukaryota, Viridiplantae, Streptophyta, Magnoliopsida, Cucurbitales, Cucurbitaceae. The record is from RefSeq and is a predicted model, not a curated record.
GUCACUUUGAAAGCAUGUUGUAGAGAAUAUGCUUUGUUCUUACUCAAAUCUGUGCAUUUUCUUUCACCGAUUACUUGAAUGUUAGAUGAGCCGUUGAUUGAGCUGUAUUAAGAUAAUGCUUUUUGUAUUUUCAGCUCGUGCCUCAUCUCGGAGUCUGAUUUUUGAACGAUCAAAGAUGUCGUCUAUUCAAGCUACCAUAACACCUGCUGUUGGAAAGAGUGGGAACCGUUCCUACUCUACGAAAUUGCUUAAGUCUGCCUUCUUUCCUGGGUUUGAUGUGGUUGGUCGUGUUUCCGGUGCAUGCAAGGAAUUACACCCUUCAUCUAUUACCUUAGCACCUAGAGCCACUUUAACCUUUGACCCCCCAGAAACCAGCACGGAGAAGGCCAAAAACAAGAAACAUACAGUUGAUCCUUCUUCUCCUGAUUUUUUGCCGCUUCCUUCAUUUGAGCUGUGUUUUCCAAAAAGCACAAAAGAACACAAGGAAAUUGUUCACGAAGAAACUGGGCACGUGCUCAAAGUACCCUUUCGACGGGUUCAUUUAUCUGGUGAUGAACCACACUUUGACAAUUAUGACACUAGUGGUCCUCAAAACAUUAGCCCCCGUGUUGGAUUGCCUAAACUUCGGAAGGACUGGGUUGAUAGGAGAGAAAAAUUAGGAGCACCAAGAUGCACACAGAUGUAUUAUGCCAAGCAAGGAAUCAUAACUGAAGAAAUGUUGUUUUGUGCCACUCGUGAGAAGCUUGACCCAGAGUUUGUGAGGUCAGAGGUUGCUCGUGGGCGGGCAAUCAUCCCUUCCAACAAGAAGCAUUUGGAAUUGGAGCCCAUGAUUGUGGGUAGAAAUUUCUUGGUCAAAGUAAAUGCAAAUAUUGGAAACUCUGCUGUUGCGAGUUCAAUUGAAGAAGAAGUUUAUAAAGUCCAAUGGGCGACCAUGUGGGGAGCUGAUACUGUCAUGGACCUCUCUACUGGUCGUCACAUACAUGAGACUCGUGAGUGGAUUUUGCGUAACUCACCAGUACCAUUAGGAACUGUACCCAUAUAUCAGGCACUUGAGAAAGUGAAUGGAAUAGCUGAAAAUCUCACCUGGGAUAUUUUCAGAGAAACACUGAUUGAACAAGCUGAGCAGGGUGUAGACUAUUUCACUAUUCAUGCUGGGGUCUUACUGCGAUACAUCCCUCUAACAGCCAAAAGAAUGACGGGAAUCGUAUCACGUGGAGGAUCUAUUCAUGCAAAGUGGUGUUUGGCUCAUCAUAAGGAAAACUUUGCUUAUGAACACUGGGAUGACAUACUUGACAUCUGUAAUCAGUAUGAUAUAUCCCUAUCGAUUGGUGAUGGGCUGAGACCUGGUUCAAUUUAUGAUGCUAAUGACACUGCUCAAUUUGCGGAGCUCUUAACUCAGGGUGAACUGACUCGUAGAGCAUGGGAAAAAGAUGUGCAGGUAAUGAAUGAAGGACCAGGACAUGUUCCAAUGCAUAAGAUCCCUGAAAAUAUGCAAAAACAGCUUGAGUGGUGUAAUGAAGCACCUUUUUACACUCUCGGCCCCUUGACUACGGAUGUUGCUCCUGGAUAUGACCACAUUACCUCUGCCAUUGGUGCAGCCAAUAUUGGGGCCCUUGGCACGGCUCUUCUCUGUUACGUGACACCGAAAGAGCACUUAGGAUUGCCGAAUCGAGAUGACGUGAAGACUGGAGUAAUAUCAUAUAAGAUAGCUGCUCAUGCAGCUGAUCUAGCCAAAGGUCACCCACAUGCACAAUCAUGGGAUGAUGCACUGAGUAAGGCAAGAUUCGAAUUUCGGUGGAUGGAUCAAUUUGCUUUGUCAAUGGACCCUAUGACUGCCAUGUCCUUUCAUGAUGAAACCUUGCCAUCAGAAGGUGCCAAGGUAGCCCAUUUCUGCUCCAUGUGUGGACCCAAGUUCUGCUCCAUGAAGAUAACUGAAGAUGUGCGGAAGUAUGCCGAGGAACACGGGUACGGGAACGUAGAAGAAGCUCUGCAGCAAGGGAUGGAUGCUAUGAGUGCUGAAUUUUUGUCUGCAAAGAAAACCAUUAGUGGUGAACAACAUGGUGAAACUGGUGGGGAAAUCUACUUGCCUGCAAGCUACGUGGACUCCAUGAAAAGGUGAAGGACCGCUAGGGAAGGAGAAAGGGUUUGAAGUGCAGGAGACUUGUUUGAGCGGACAGAUAAUUUAUGCCUGCUGCUUGAGUUUCCUAAUUCUGGCCAUGGAAGAGUACGAAGUUUAGCUUGUAUCUAUUCCCUUUUAUUGGCUGUAUUUAGUUUGUGUCUGCUUUGUGUCUCUCUAUCUGUUGGAACUAAGAAAAAAGUUAUUGCUGCUGUUCUUGAUGUCUUGGCUGUUGUGUCUCUUUCAUCA